AUGGGCGCCUAUCUCUAUGGGCGCAUAUCUCUAUGGGCGCCUAUCUCUACGGGCGCCUAUCUCUAUGGGCGCCUAUCUCUAGGGGCGCCUAUCUCUAGUGGCGCCUAUCUCUAUGGGCGCCUAUCUCUAGGGGCGCCUAUCUCAAUGGGCGCCUAUCUCUAUGGGCGCCUAUCUCUAUGGGCGCCUAUCUCUAUGGCGGCUCCUAUCUCUAUAGGUUGCCUAUCUCUAGGGGCGCUUAUCUCUAUGUGCGCCUAUCUCUAUGGGCGCCUCUCUUUAGGGGCGCCAAUCUCUAGAGGCGCCUAUCUCUUUGGGCGCCAAUCUCUAUGGGCGCCUAUCUCUAUCGGCGCCUAUCUCUAUAGGCGCCUAUCUCUAGGGGCGCUUAUCUCUAUGUGCGCCUAUCUCUAUGGGCGCCUCUCUUUAGGGGCGCCAAUCUCUAGAGGCGCCUAUCUCUUUGGGCGCCAAUCUCUAUGUGCGCCUAUCUCUAGUGGCGCCUAUCUCUAUGGGCACCUAUCUCUAGGGGCGCCUAUCUCUAUGGGCGCCUAUCUCUAUGGCGCCUAUCUCUAUGGGCGCCUAUCUCUAGGGGUGCCUAUCUCUUUUGGGCGCCUAUCUCUAUGGGCGCCUAUCUCUAGGGGCGCCUAUCUCUAUGGGCGCCUAUCUCUAUGGGCGCCUAUCUCUAUGGGCGCCUAUCUCUAUGGGGGCGCCUAUCUCUAUGGGCGCCUAUCUCUAUGGGCGCCUAUCUCUAGGGGCGCCUAUCUCUAUGGGCGUCUAUCUCUAGGGGCGCCUAUCUCUAGGGGCACAUAUCUCUAUAGGCGCCUAUCUCUAUGGGCGCCUCUCUUUAGGGGCGCCAAUCUUCUAGAGGCGCCUAUCUCUAUGGGCGCCCAUCUCCAGGGGCGCCUACCUCUAGGGGCACCUAUCUCUAGUGGCGCCUAUCUCCAGGGGCGCCUAUCUCUAGGGGCGCCUAUCUCUAGGGGGGGGCGCCUAUCUCUAGGGGCGCCUAUCUCUAUGGGCGCCUAUCUCUAUGGGCGCCUAUCUCUAUGGGCGCCUAUCUCUACGGGCGCCUAUCUCUAUGGGCGCCUAUCACUAAGGGCGCCUAUCUCUAGUGGCGCCUAUCUCUAUGGUCGCCUAUCUCUAGGGGCGCCUAUCUCUAUUGGUGCCUAUCUCUAUGGGCGCCUAUCUCUAUGGGCGCCUAUCUCUAUAGGUGCCUAUCUCUUUGGGCGCCUAUCUCUAUGGGCGCCUAUCUCUAGGGGUGCCUAUCUCUAG
Molecule: messenger RNA, 1260 nt
Organism: Closterium sp. NIES-65
Lineage: Eukaryota; Viridiplantae; Streptophyta; Zygnematophyceae; Desmidiales; Closteriaceae
Source: the annotation of a GenBank genome assembly